This is a messenger RNA of Brassicogethes aeneus, 2441 nucleotides long. The record is from the annotation of a GenBank genome assembly. Lineage: Eukaryota; Metazoa; Arthropoda; Insecta; Coleoptera; Nitidulidae.
GGUAAAGUUAGGGGUGGCAUUGCUCGAAGAGGGUGUGGCAACGUUGUACACGCCCCUAAGAGCGAACCCUACGAGCGUUUAUUCGGGAUGCCUAUUUCCACAUAGACAAUCUAACCAAACGUUCGUCGGUGCUCCCAAAAAACGACGUGCUUUAAAAAAGUGAAGUGCACAUGUGGACAUGAGUUCCCCGGUACGCGAUAUCGACGUUAACGUGGUCUCGUCUCCGGAGUCCUGUUCCCGGAACGACUCGCCAGAACCGGAAUACCGGCACUCGAACAUUACGUGUUUUCCGGUAAUAAAAACCAACAGUGACGAUGAAAAGGAGAAAGACUUAAAAUCGACAGCGCCCAAGAGCUCUGGAGCUUCCACGAACUUCUCCAUCUCCAGUAUUUUGUCCAGGAGUGAACCGACGGCAAAGAAAAACGGUUUUACCUCCACGCAAAAUGUGCUGGAAAACUCUCAAGCCGACAACGCUGUACUAUCAAGGUUAGGUCUUAUGUCACAUUUUGGAGCCCUAGCGGCAGCCAGCAGUCGAUAUGCAGCCCUAUGUGGGGGCGCUUCUGAUCCCAGGACAUUGCCAUGGUAUUGGGGAAGGAUACCAUCACAAAUUCCACAGGAUAAACCCAGCCCAAAUGGUGGCUCAACAAACGACGACCAAUCACCACCAACAUCGCCGCGCGAUCACCACCAUCAAACCACCAACGCGGAAACGUCAAGGUCGCGACCCUCGUCGCCGUUAGAUCACCACAGAUCGCCCGCAUCAUCACCAAAUCACCACGUGUUGAACUCGUCGCAUCCAGCGUUCCUUGAUCAGAGUUACAUCAGGUCGAAGAGCCCGUACAGAGAGGGCGAGAACAUGGUGAUAGACGAGGAGAUCGACGACGACGAGAGCGAUUACGACGGCGACAAGGACAAGAUGAAGGGGGGGUCGAGUUUGAGCCCCGGCGGGUCGCUAGCGAACAAGAGGAAAAAGAAAACGCGCACCGUGUUUUCGAGAUCCCAAGUGUUCCAGCUGGAGUCCACGUUCGACAUGAAGCGGUACCUGUCGUCUUCGGAGAGAGCGGGUCUGGCCGCCAGCCUUCACCUAACCGAAACGCAGGUGAAAAUAUGGUUCCAGAACCGCCGCAACAAGUGGAAGCGGCAGCUGGCGGCGGAGCUGGAAGCGGCCAAUAUGGCGCACGCCGCGCAGAGGCUGGUGCGCGUGCCGAUCCUCUACCACGAGUCCAACUCGCAAAUACGCCAUCCGUUCGAGCAGAACCACCCGCUAACUUUGCACCACCCGGAUGCUUCCAGUGCAGUGCCCGUGAGUUCCGCCGGUUAUCCGAGUUCCCUGUACUACCAUCAUCAAGCCGCCGUGGCGGCCGCGGUUCACAAUUUACCGAGCAGUCCGGUUAACCGACCGCCCAUGUCCGGUCUGGUGUGAGACUUGGUGUAAGGGGUAGUGCAAAGGUUUGUUUAAAGGUGUUCAUUCGACAUGGUUUAAAUAUGAGGUCAAUACUAAACUUCGCAUCGGUUAAGUGAGUAGUGGUGCCCAUUAAAGUCUCGCAUGGUCUUUAUAUGAUAAAAACUGGUAACGAGUCGUCAAUUUGUACUGGACUGGAACAGGAUUAAAGCUCAUUCACAUCCACUUAAUACGCGUAACUUAACUUAACGUACGUGAUAGACGUAAGUUGAAAUACAUUGAAACCAAUGCAGCUCUUUACAUUCGUAGAAAACUUAUCACACGUAACUUAACGUAUCCAAAAGUUGGGUCCGACUCAACUUAAGGGAAUACGUGUCUUACGUGAGCCAAUCACAUGCCCAGUAAAACGAUAUAGCGCUAUCUUGUUGUUUCACUUUUAUAGCUAGAUAGGCAACCCAGUCUACAUCCAUGUCUACAUUGCGCGUGCUUGUAUAUUGCGUUCUUUGCGUGUAUUAAGUAAAUGUAAACAGACAACUUAACAGACGUAGGUUUCUUAAGUUAAGUUAAGUUAAGUUACGCAUAUUAAGUGGAUGUGAAUGAGCCUUUACGCAAAACGAGAUUUCAAAUGUUUUGCGAGACUAGACUUUGUAAAAGUUUCGUCUCAUGGGCAUCACUAUUUUUCAGAUAUACCUACGGAAAAUUUAGUUUCGUGUUUUUACAGAUUUAUUAAAAAUAAUGUAAAACAAAUGUUUUUGUUACCAAAUUGAAGGAUUGGUAGAGCAAACACCAACUACAAUUGCAGAGCAGACUUUUAAAACGCAUUCUGUCCAAAAUUUUAAUUUUGUCUCUUUCCUAGUUUUUCUUAGUACAUGGAGAAAUAUGAAACUGAGGAACUGAUAAUAGGUCAAGAGUAGGGUUUUAAAAUUUCCGGAAAAAUUGAGCAUACGAAAAAAAAACAGGUUUUUUUUUUCGAAAAAAAAAGAAAAAUUGACUUUUGCAUUUUUUAAUUUUAUUUAAAGGGUAAUACGAAAAAAAUUAA